AUGUUUUAAUUAUUCAGGUACUUUUGAUGUAUGUGUCUUGGCAACAUGCAUGAGUUUUGAAUCUUUUUUGUGAUAAAAAAACCAUUUUUGUUGAAAUAAAUCAACCAAUAAUAUCAGUAAACGACACACAAAACAGUGAAAAGCAACAAAAACAAAAGAUAGUAAAAAAUAGAAGCUUUUUUGUUUGAAUGCAGUUGAUGUCUGAUAUUGAUGAUGACUAUGGAGGUUUUGUUUGCAUGUCCAGUUCUAAGAGGUGAUGGAUUCUUGCUGAGAGAAUAGAAAGAGCGAGAAAAUCUUGCAAAAAUUAGGAGCUUUUAUUUUCUCUAUGUUUCUCAGUGAAUAUGAAAAUGGAAGUCAUAGCGGAUUAGAACAACUCACAGAGAGAGACCAUGGCAGUUUCUGGCUGAAAUCCUUGAUCAUUUCAGGUCUGUACUCUCUCUCUCUAAUAUGGCUUGUUUGGUUUUUAUCUAGGAGGAUCAUUUUUUUUUAUUAGAAUAGGGAAAAGUUAUGCUGAGGAAGAGAUCUAGAGGAACUACAAAUAAGAAAGCUCUAAUGGCGAAUCAUGAUUCUCUACAAUCUCCAAUAGACAAAUGCAAAAGACCCACUUCAUCUUUCUUAAGUUCUCCCAGAUUUUUCACUUCAAAAGUUUUCAAUGACACUGAAUCUGUGAUGAGUCCAACUUCAACACUUGAUAUCAAACCCUUCUCUGCAUUCAAAAACCCCUUUUGGCCUGAUAUAAACUUCCCCAAAACCCCAAAACCAGAAAAUAAAAUCCAUUUGGAUAAAUUGGAUUCACGAGGGGUUGUUCUUGGUCUAGUUGAUGUUCUCACCGAUGAUAAAUCUGACCCAAAAUUAUCAAAACCCGAGAGCCGAAUGGUUUUGUUUGGUUCACAAUUGAAGAUUCAAAUCCCUCCCCUGUCUCAAUCUAUUCUCCCUCCUGCUGAUUCACCCAAAUCUCCUGGAGAUUUCGGUAUGAAAACGAGGAAUUCCCAUUUGGGUUCAUUUUCACUUGGCUUAUCCGCAACUUCUAUGAAGAAAUCCCCAUUUGGGUCCUCGAAUUCUGGCAUCAAAAACUCGAAUUCUUCUCUGGUUUUUUCUGGGUGUCUCUCUGCUACUGAGAUGGAGCUUUCUGAAGAUUAUACUUGUGUGAUUUCCCAUGGUCCGAAUCCGAGGACAACGCAUAUAUUUGAUGAUUGCAUAGUGGAGAGCUGCUGUGGAGUUGUGGAGUUCUCUGCAUCAAAAAAGGAAAAUGGGUUUUUGGCAAAUCAAUCAAUUAGUUGUCCCUCUGAGAGUUUUCUUAGCUUCUGUCACAAUUGCAAGAAAAAGCUUGGGGAAGGAGAUGACAUUUAUAUGUACAGGGGUGAGAAAGCUUUUUGCAGCAGUGAAUGCCGGCACAAGGAGAUGAUAUUGGAGGAGGGAAUGGAAAAUUUGGAAGUCUGAUGACAUUCAUAAGUAUCUCCAUUGGGGCAAUGUCUAUCUUUAUCGCUUUUCUACAUAUGAUACGGGUAUUGAUUAUCCAAAGAGAAGUGAGUUUAAGACAACAUAGAACCGACGUAGAUAACUGUGGCAAAGAUGGUAAUAUAUGUUGGAUGCUCUGAUCUGUUUUGUGUUUCAUUUUCGUUUCUUGUAUGCGGAAACAGUCUCUCCGUGUAAUCUGUAUACACGAGGCAAAGUUACGUAGAUCUAAUCUUGUAACAGCCUCGUGCACUGCUGGGCAUUGUAGAAAUUUUGUUCAACAGUGACAAUUAGGAAAUUGCUGUUGGGUAUGUUUAGAAAGUUUGGGUUUGAAAAUUGGUGGCAGUGACGAGGAUGAUCAUGAUGACGAUGAUGUUAUACUCAAGCUUAUGUUAUCACUUAAAAUUACUUCUUGGAGUUUUCUUUUCUUUACCGUGUCUUCCACAUCUCCUCCUGUC
This is a messenger RNA of Ilex paraguariensis (yerba mate), 1913 nucleotides long. NCBI's taxonomy places the organism in Eukaryota, Viridiplantae, Streptophyta, Magnoliopsida, Aquifoliales, Aquifoliaceae. The record is from the annotation of a GenBank genome assembly.